Messenger RNA from Cucumis melo (muskmelon), 1003 nucleotides. Its product is annotated as ribulose-phosphate 3-epimerase, cytoplasmic isoform. The record is from RefSeq and is a predicted model, not a curated record. Gene Ontology annotation, biological process: carbohydrate metabolic process; pentose-phosphate shunt, non-oxidative branch; pentose-phosphate shunt. The coding region runs from base 31 to 711 and encodes 226 amino acids. The transcript has 7 exons. NCBI's taxonomy places the organism in Eukaryota, Viridiplantae, Streptophyta, Magnoliopsida, Cucurbitales, Cucurbitaceae. Gene Ontology annotation, molecular function: metal ion binding; D-ribulose-phosphate 3-epimerase activity. Gene Ontology annotation, cellular component: cytosol.
AUCGGCUAAGCGAGGACGAGGUAGACGAAAAUGGGAGUCGCUGCGAAAAUCGCACCCUCAAUGCUAUCCUCAGAUUUUGCUAAUUUAGCUUCGGAGGCCGAACGAAUGCUUAAAUUUGGUGCGGAUUGGCUUCACAUGGAUAUUAUGGUAAGGCAUUUUGUCCCAAAUCUGACAAUUGGUGCUCCUGUCAUCGAGAGUUUAAGAAAACAUACGAAGGCAUAUCUUGAUUGCCACCUUAUGGUUACAAAUCCUCUUGAUUAUGUUGAACCCUUGGCAAAAGCUGGUGCUUCAGGCUUUACAUUUCACGUUGAAGUAUCCAAAGACAAUUGGCAGCAGCUAAUCCAAGAAAUUAAGUCAAAGGGCAUGAAGUCAGGGGUAGCGCUAAAACCUGGAACACCCGUUGAAGAAGUUUAUCCUUUGGUAGAAAGUGAAAAUCCUGUGGAAUUGGUCCUUGUAAUGACAGUCGAACCUGGUUUUGGUGGCCAAAAGUUCAUGCCAGAAACGAUGGAUAAGGUACGAAAUUUAAGACAGAAGUACCCAUCUCUUGACAUUGAGGUAGAUGGUGGGUUGGGACCUUCAACCAUAGAUGCAGCAGCUUCAGCUGGGGCAAACUGCAUCGUUGCAGGAAGUUCGGUGUUUGGAGCUCCCGAGCCAUCGGAAGUUAUAUCCAUUCUGAGGAAAAGUGUUGAGGAAGCUCAGCAGAAAUCUUGAUCCUUUAACAAGCUUCGAUAAUCCGCCAUCAAAUCUUGUUUUACUUUUCGCAAUCCAUAUGGGAUAUUUUUAGAUUGACAGAAGUUGAUUUGAUUCAAGUGGUGUCAUUGUAAUCAAAACUACCAUACGGUUUGUGAGCCCCCCAACCCCCACCCAAUAAACCACUAAUAGAAGCAGAGGGAGAACAAGUUGAUUUAUAUUUUGUAUUGGUUUUUGCUUCUGGUGGAAAACUUUAUGUAUACUUCCUAUACAAUAAGAGGAUUUUUGAAUAAAUUACAAAGAGUCGAAGAUA